CAUCACCGUCACUGUUGAUUCUCCUGACUCGUCCCGGUGCUGUGGCUGCGGUUGAAGUCAAGUCAAUUCAAUUUGUCGCCGUAGAUCCCAGAUCAGAUCCCUCGCGUCUGUGAAACACCCCGCCUGAGGCCUGGUCCGAGCAGAGAGAGUUGCGAUUGCGAUGGGGUCGCGCAUCAAGAGCUUCUUGUUUGGUAAAGCAUCGUCCUCAACCCGCGACAACCGUCAAAAUCUCCCAUCUCAGCCCUACGACGCCGCCGUCCCUCGCGAUGCGCCGCUCAGAGGCUCCCAACCCGUCUCAGGCAAUGGCCCUCCCGUCCUAGGGAAUCUCCGGCGCGGGAGGCUCAAGAGACAGUCGAUUAGCACCCCCAGCGCCGCAGCAGCUCCCUCCGUCCCACGACACCGCGGUCAAGAUCAUCCUUCUACGGGGGAUACGGCGGAUACAAACACCAACACAGGAGAUACGGAGAGACCAAAGACCGCACCGCAUCAUGCUGCCCGUCCCAGCGGGGGAGCGGCGGGAGACGGCGGGGCGGCAGGAGGAAGACCACGGUCGGGCUUCUCGAUGAAGAGUCCGCCAGCCUUCCUCGACCCCAGCAAGAGGAGGAGGAGUUCCGUGGCCAGUACUCGUAGCAGACGGAAUUCAUUAUGGGCAAUAGGGACGACUACGGAAGAACCGCCUCCUCCUCUGCCGACUGCGAUAUCUCCAGCGGCAGAAUUGCAAGCCGGCGCAUACCCUCCUCCAGAACCGUUUACUCCUCCGUUCGCAAGGCAACACGCGCGCAAUUCCUCGGGGGCUUCGCACAAGUCGUACAUCGAUAUAUUGGACGCGCACUCUAGUAUCAAUGGCUCACGGGAGGCGUCGAGGCACCGGGCAAAGGCGUCCGGACUACGGAAUUACGGGGAAGAUGUAGCAGAUCGUAACAUCACGCAGUUUGGAGAGAAGGGGGAUAAGGGGGAGAGGGGGGAGAAGGGGGAGAAGGGAGAGAAGGGCGAGAAGUCUAAGAGAGGUAAGAGAGGCACGCGGGACCUGGACCUGGACUCCCCGGAAUUCAGCUAUCUGAAGCACAUAUAUUCGCCUGAGGGAGGGCAAAAUGUUCCCCGCGUCGAUGGCUCCGCAGAGAAGAGCCAUCGUGAGAACCAUGAUGCUGUUGAUGCUGAUGUUCACGUCCUAGCGCGUGGCGGCGGCCCCGGCAGUGGCAGUGGUGACGACAUGAGGGCGCCGACGAUCUCGACGACGACACCAAGUCUCCCAGCUCUUCAAACGGCUCUUCCGCCCAAGUCAACGACCCCUCCGCCUCCAUCCUCCCCCCGAAUAUCUUCCAUUCGAUCAUUUACGGCGCCCCGCCCCGGAAUAGUCUAUCCCCCUCGAACUGACUCGUUCCGCUCACAUCAUUCGGCCUUCGCUAGUCGUAGUGACGAUGACCCUCUCGCCACAUCCAAUGGGCUUCAAGACCGAGACGACCGGACUCUGUCCAUUGCACCUCGAUCCUCCGCCGCCUCGAUACACGAACGCGGAGCUCCCCAGAGUCCUCAGGACCAUCAACACCAGUCAACGCGUCCCGCCAGAACAAGAGCCGUCUCGACCCCUACGAUAAGCACAGAUCGAGGGAGGCAACGCUCCACCUCACUAGCAUCAGCAUCAGCAUCGCUGAAAAACACGUCCGACGACCACCUUAUCCCUCCUCUACCCACCACUCUCCCCUCGUCGCCGCGCAGCAGUCCACCCAGCAGUCAGUCCGACAUGGUGUUCGGCUUUGGUUCGAGAAAGAAGAAACGGUCGUCGGCUUCAAAGACCACCACAACUGCGGCCCCUCGGGUGCCAAGUUCGUCUGGAGGCUCGUCGUCCACAAGUAAUGGGUAUACCUCAGCGCGCAGUGAACGUUCGGUAGCGGCCAACGGAGGCACGCAGCCGUCCACCCAUGGGAGGACCACUUCCUCAAGCGGAAAUCAACCGGUUCUAACGUCGUCAAACGCAGCAUCAGAAAGCCCACCUCUCCCCUCUGCUGCCCGAGUCGAAAGUCGAGCUUCAGAUUCGGCCGGUCCCAACGCUUCCUCUGUCCCCACAAGUAACGGAAACCCCAGAAAGGGCCUGAUCGUUGAUCGCGCUUCUGAACCACCCGAUCUUAAAGGAGUGGUGGACUUGAAGGACUCAGUUGAUACAGAUGUCACCACCAAAACAUUGCCUGCCGUCAUUCAUGAGCAUAUAACUCCUACGCAGCACCAAAUACGAGAAGAAAGGACAACACGAGAAAUCCAUACACAUGAAGUAUACCACCGCGUCCUCCCAGUCAUCGAAACGGAAAUCCUCCCUACGAAACAUUAUCUUCGUGCAGAAGAUGGCAAGACCCUCAUUGAGAUACCCGAGUCUGACGUCCCGAAGUAUGCUGUGUCUGGAAGGGAGGCUCACAAUUGGCACAUCGCGCCAGGGCCCGGUCCGUGCCGUCCGACGAAUAGCGCUGAUAGCGUAGAUCCAUCAGAGAUGGACAGUGCCGACUCUCCAGUCAUUGGCCUCGCGCGUGGAGAGCCAAAUUCGCGUUCGAGAAGAAAUUCCACAAGAUCGAGCAAAUCCAGCGGAUCGAGAAGGAAAACUUUCCUCGAGCCAAUCCUGACCUCGAAGAAGGAAUACAUGACCAAAGAAGGCUACCCAAGAACCGAAUAUGUUUGGCAUCACCCUCCCGUCUUUGAGACCGCGGACGGAAAAACAAGCCCAAUAUAUGUAGGUGCAGGAAUCGGUGACUUGAGUCGCCACAUAUACUCCAGUGACGAGUAUGAGGAUGGGGGAGAGUCUAGCACUGCGAAUCAGGAGAGCGAUUUAUUAUUCAAAAAUCUAGGCUAUGGAGGGUCGGGCAUGCUCCCAGGACUCCGGGACAAGAGUCCCGUCGCCGAGUGGUGUACUCCGGAUGCAGAUAAUGCGGUUGACAAUGACCAUGACCUGUAUGAGGACGACGUCAAGACGACGAGAUAUCCGGCAGGACCGGCGAAUGGCAAGGGAAUUGACGGCAUGGUACAAGGAAUGAGAAACAUGAAGGUUAAGUAAUGGAUUGCUAUAUGUGAUAUAUGUAUGUAUGUAUGUAUGUAAGAUAUGUAUAAUAUAUAGGACGGCGACGAAAAGGGGGUGGCGGAACUGAAUCAAUCGGCUGGUUGAUCUCUGAAUUGGUAUGUAUAUCUAUCUACUUACCUACAUAUCUGUAAUUUAUAUUAUGAUAUUAUUAUUACUACGAGC
Molecule: messenger RNA, 3223 nt
Organism: Amorphotheca resinae ATCC 22711
Lineage: Eukaryota; Fungi; Ascomycota; Leotiomycetes; Helotiales; Amorphothecaceae
Exons: 2
Coding region: 161-3037 (958 amino acids)
Source: RefSeq, a predicted model, not a curated record